UACUCACUCUCAGUGAAAGCUUGUUGUUGUUGCUGAGUCUUCCUCUUCAUUUCACUUUUCUUUCACUUGUCUCAAGCAUAUAUCCUCACAAACGUUUGUUUCUCACUGCUUCUCUUAGGAAAAAAUGAGUCUAUAUGAUGAGGAUGUUGCUUCAGGGAGCAAUGGAGUACUAACAGUAGCCAACGGAACGGCCAUCUAUGAUGAUCCUCGAUUACUGGGAUCACUGUCUCUCACGAGGCAAGAUUCGUUCAUGGUGCAAGAAGUAGAAGAAGAAGUAACAGUCCAGGCUCCCAUUAUUUCGGAAUACAAUCACCAAAUUCGACCUUUGCUUGAUGCCAUUGACAGGCUCAGGCUACUAAACGUCAUGAAAGAAGGCAUACAACUCCCCACAAUUGUUGUAGUUGGGGAUCAGUCAUCAGGGAAGUCUAGUGUUCUUGAAUCACUUGCUGGUAUUAGUCUUCCUCGAAGUCAGGGUAUUUGUACUAGAGUACCCCUCAUAAUGAGGCUGCAAAGUCAUCGAAGUCCAACGCCAGAGCUUCACUUGGAAUACAGUGGCAAGCAAGUUCCUGUAGAGGAAUCCCACAUCGCAGCAGCCAUAAAUCUUGCAACUGAUGAGAUUGCAGGCAAUGGUAAGGGCAUAUCCAACACCCCACUUACUUUAGUGGUGAAAAAGGCUGGGGUUCCGGAUCUUACCAUGGUUGAUCUGCCUGGAAUAACUAGAGUGCCUGUUCACGGACAGCCUGAAAAUAUCUAUGAGCAGAUCAGAGAUACUAUCAUGGAGUACAUUACACCCGAGGAAAGCAUUAUCCUCAAUGUUUUGUCUGCAACUGUGGAUUUUUCCACCUGUGAAUCCAUUAGAAUGUCACAGAUAGUGGACAAGACCGGUGAGAGAACUAUUGCUGUGGUUACCAAGGCUGAUAGGGCCCCUGAGGAGCUUCUUGAGAAGGUGAGUGCUGAUGAUGUUAAUAUAGGACUUGGUUAUGUUUGUGUUAGGAAUCGUAUUGGUGAUGAAUCAUAUGAAGAAGCAAGGAGGGAAGAGGCUAGAUUGUUCCAGACUGAUCCACAUCUGUCUAGGAUUGAUAAAUCAAUUGUAGGUGUUCCAGUGUUGGCCCAAAAACUUGUUGAAAUUCAGGAAAGAAUUAUUGCAAGGUGCUUACCUGUGAUGGUGAAAACCAUUACUGACAAGCUGAAUGCAAAUGUUUCAGAGCUGGAAAAAAUGCCCAAGGUUUUGACCUCUGUUGCAGAUGCCCUGACAGCUUUUAUGAGGAUCAUUGGAGCAGCCAAAGAAUCCCUCAGGAAACUUCUUUUGAGAGGGGAAUUUGAUGAAUACCCUGAUGAUCGUACCAAGCAUGGUACUGCUCGUUUGGUUGAAAUGCUCAACGAGUUCUCUAUUGAGCUUCACAACUCUGAGGAAACUGAACCGACAAAAGACUUUUUAGUAGAGGAGAUCAAGGUUUUGGAAGAUGCUAAAGGAAUUGGACUACCAAAUUUCCUUCCUCGCAAUGCAUUCCUUCGUAUCCUGCAGAAAAAAGUUGAUCACAUUUCCAUUAUGCCCAUUGAAUUUGCUCAAAAUAUUUGGAACUACAUAGAUAAAGUUGUGACCUCUGUUUUGACGCGCCACUCUGAAAUAUAUUACCAGCUUAAAGGAUCUACAAAGAGAGCAGCUCAUAAUCUCGUUGAAAAGAUGAGAGAGCAGUCCAUCAACAGGGUUAAGGAGAUCGUGCAGAUGGAGAAGCUAACGGAUUAUACUUGUAAUCCUGAUUACAUGUCGGAGUGGACUAAGCUCAUGACUCAACAAGAAAAUUUCAUCAGGAAUGUAAAUUCUAUUCUAAACAAGUCGUACGGGACUCCUAGGGUGAGUCUUGAAGGUUUUGGGGAUAUUGAAGUUGAGCAUCUCAGGCAGCAUCCCAAUGUUAUGCAGCAAGCUUUCGACCUGAAGAUGAGAAUGACUGCAUACUGGAAGAUUGUUCUGAAAAGGUUGGUUGAUUCCAUGGCAUUGCAUUUGCAGUAUUCUGUUCAUAAUCUUGUGAAUAAUGACAUUGAGGAGAUUGUGAAUGAGAUGAUGGAGCCAGAUGGACGUGGAAUUGAAAGGAUGUUGGUGGAAUCUCCUGCAAUUUCUGGAAAGCGAGAGAAGCUGAAAAAGAGCAUCAAACUGUUGAAGGAGUCCAAAGAUGUGGUGGCCAAGAUCAUGGACAGGAUUGCUGGUUAUGAUGAUUAGGUGCUUAGUAUCUUAAGGUUUGCUUUAUUUUGUGUUUAAUGUGUAAUGAACUUAUCUAAGUGAAGUUAUAAUAUUUAGUAUCUUAAGGUUUGCUUUAUUUUGUGUUUAAUGUGUGAUGAAUUUAUUUAAGUGAAGUUUAUAA
Molecule: messenger RNA, 2360 nt
Organism: Durio zibethinus
Lineage: Eukaryota; Viridiplantae; Streptophyta; Magnoliopsida; Malvales; Malvaceae
Product: dynamin-related protein 4C-like
Cellular component (GO): cytoplasm; membrane; microtubule
Molecular function (GO): GTP binding; GTPase activity; microtubule binding
Source: RefSeq, a predicted model, not a curated record